AUGGCGAUGACGCCGAAGCUGCACUUGCAUAUUGAGGAAUACAUCGAUCAUUAUAACGCCACACCUGCGAUUGCUUUCACUAACUAUCUGCGUUUGUUGUUCCUCCUUUACUUGGGACGAUCUACUAAUGAAUUUCCAGCCGAUGAGAAGCAUAUAUUCUCAAACGAGAUAAAGCGAUACCUUGAAGGCAAGGUCGCUCCAGGACCUUCCUUACGGUCCGGUGCUACUAGAGAAUUCCCGAGCGAAAACAUCACCCGUAUGAACGAGGAAGAGGGAAUAGCGGAUCGCCUAGCAGCUUCAAAUAGCUUUUUACGUGCAUCAAUUGGCCUCGACACGUACCGCUACCUAUGGGCAGGCCGGUUGAUCCCCUGGCUUAGUGCCUUUCACUGGUCUAAUCUUUUCAUGAUCCUCGCUACUUAUAUGCUUGAUGUCGGAAAAAUCUCGGAACAUGAGGUGCAAAUUUCGGAGAAAAUGCAGGAUUUCCCUUUGGCUUAUCUUAAAGAUUCAGAUACCGCCAACACCACGGUGGGCUCGUCUGCCUUUGAUUCUAGGGCACCCAAUGGGGGACUAAUAAUCAGUUUGGUAACGGUUUAG
Penicillium soppii is the source of this 594-nucleotide messenger RNA. RefSeq names its product alpha/beta-hydrolase. Lineage: Eukaryota; Fungi; Ascomycota; Eurotiomycetes; Eurotiales; Aspergillaceae. The transcript has 3 exons. The coding region runs from base 1 to 594 and encodes 197 amino acids. The record is from RefSeq and is a predicted model, not a curated record.